Molecule: messenger RNA, 1089 nt
Organism: Caenorhabditis bovis
Lineage: Eukaryota; Metazoa; Nematoda; Chromadorea; Rhabditida; Rhabditidae
Source: the annotation of a GenBank genome assembly
AUGGACGAUGAUGAGAUGGCGUUGUGUACGGUGACGCCGUCGAUUUUCGCCGAGUGCUUCAACGACACGAUUUCGACGCCCGGCACGUGCUAUGAGGAUUCGUGUUGUAUGUCGGUCGAGAUGGCGACGUCGUGGCACUACCGCCUCUCGCAGUCGCUUCACAUCGUCUUCAGCGUGGCCGGCAUUCUGACAGCGAUCGCCUAUUUGACGAAGUACUCUCGCAAGCACAUCCUUCCAUUCAACAUUCGAGUCCUCAUCACAAUCAUUCUCAUCCUCAUCAUCAUACAUUCAUUCGACAUGGCAAUUUUGCAUAUGCAUCACAUCCACAAGUCGUUCGACGCCGCCAACUUCCGAUCGCCAUGCUCGAUUCGCAAUCGCGUCGGCUUCUGCGCUCCAUUCCGCUACACCUACUCGUUCUGCAUUCUCACCCUGGCCAUCUGCCAGUACACCAUCUACGCCGAGCGCAUCGUCUCGAUCCUCUGGCGCCACUACCAACGCCACUAUCGCCGUCUGCUCGUCGGCCUUCUCGUCCACAUGUUCGCACUGUCGAUCGGCUUGAUCGUGUGGGUCUAUCGCAACGAGAAUUCCGACGCUUACCUUCUGUCGUGCCUCAACGUUCCGUUGGAGUCGAUGAUGGAUUUGACACUCGUCACCGCCAUCCUGUUUCCCAUCAACGUCUUCUGCUUGCUCCUGUCGAUUUUCUUGUUUCGGAGCUUCAGAAGCCAACAGAAAUUAAGUCGGUUCGACGUCAAAAAACACUUCAAAGCGUCGGUCGACGUCGAUUCGUGCGAAUUCCUGUGGCGAACGACGGCGACGCAGGCGAUCUUCAUCAUCGCCUAUCCGAUUCUCUCGAUCACUAUGCGCUAUUUCUACGAGUACACGCCGAGACCGAUUCACGUGACGUGGGCCACAAGUUCAUAUGUGUUCAGCGUCUACAGUUUCGCGGUGCCGUCGGUGAUGCUUCACUACGUGCGCAACUAUCAGCUGAAUCGUCGUGAGCGCAUCUGGAAUCACGUGAAGCUGAAAUCCGUCGGCGUCGAGGGCGCCGACAAUUACUUCAACAGUCUCAAAAAUCAAUGGGGCGGUUGA